Pseudocercospora fijiensis CIRAD86 is the source of this 1558-nucleotide messenger RNA. RefSeq lists its product as uncharacterized. Gene Ontology annotation, molecular function: zinc ion binding; glutaminyl-peptide cyclotransferase activity. The transcript has 2 exons. The record is from RefSeq and is a predicted model, not a curated record. NCBI's taxonomy places the organism in Eukaryota, Fungi, Ascomycota, Dothideomycetes, Mycosphaerellales, Mycosphaerellaceae. The coding region runs from base 258 to 1487 and encodes 409 amino acids.
CGCGAUCCAGUAUCUGCCAUAAUACAUGCCAUGCUUCUGCAGGCCCUCUGCAACGUUGAGACGAGCGAGCGAUAGUUCUAGCCUGGACACGUAGCGACCCACUCUCGGGACACCUUCAUACGCAUAUCGAUGUCGCAGAAACAAUUGCACCAACGACUUUGCUGCGCGCGCUGAGAAGCUUCAGCACGCAAGCCGCAGUCUCCGGGUGCCUCACACGAGGUCGAAUCGGGCAUCCGUUGCUGCAGAAGACCACCGCCAUGCAGCUGUCCGCCCGACUUUUGCUGCUGCCAGCGCUGCUGCGGCAGUGUCUGGCAUACACUACGCUGUCUGACGCGACUCUGAAAUCGCUGCCGUCUCCUGGGAAUGACUUUGACAUUCACAAUGGCGCACUGCUUGCGCCUAUCUUGCGAACACGAGUCCCCGGCACUGAGGGAUCACGCGCUGUCCUGCAACACUUUGUCGACUUCUUCAGCAACCACUUGCCCAAAUGGAAGCUGUCUUUUCAAAACAGCUCGUCUACAACCCCGACAAGUAACGGGCAACAAGUUCCCUUUGUGAACUUCAUAGCAACAAGAGAUCCGCCUGGCGCAACAGGAGAUGGAGAUGUUGGCCGUUUGGCGCUCGUUGCACAUUACGACUCGAAGCUCACGCCAGAAGGCUUCAUAGGCGCAACGGAUAGUGCGGCCCCAUGCGCAAUGCUCAUGCACGUAGCCAGAAGCAUCGAUGAUGCGCUGACGAGGAAGUGGGAGUCUGAAAACGCAGCUGGGUCAGUAGCUGACGACCUUGAGGGCUAUAAAGGAGUGCAGAUAUUGCUGCUCGACGGAGAAGAGGCGUUUCAAAUGUGGACAAACACAGAUAGUCUGUAUGGAGCGAGGAGCCUGGCAGAAGAAUGGGAAACCACACAGUAUGCUGGCUGGAGUUCAUAUACCUCUCCGCUCGCUUCCAUCGACCUCUUCGUUCUGUUGGACUUGUUGGGAUCUGCAUCACCCGAGGUACCGAGUUACUUUAAAACAACACAUUGGGCAUACCAGAAAAUGGCUGGCGCCGAGGAUCGCCUGAGAAAGGUGGGUAGGUUCAAGAGCAGUCCAAACCACGUUUCCAAGCGCAAGGCAGGAGCUCCAAGAGUCACGGAACCCAUGUUCCUCCAUGAAUGGCACAAGAGUGAGAAUGAUCGCUGGGUUGGAGGAUACGUCGAGGACGACCAUGUGCCUUUCAUGCAAAAAGGUGUAGACAUUUUGCAUAUCAUCACGUCGCCUUUUCCCUCGGUCUGGCAUACGAUUAACGACGACGGAGAUCAUUUGGACAUUGCGACAGUUGAGGAUUGGGCGCUGCUGACGACAGUAUUUGUCGCGGAGUGGAUGGAUCUGGAAGGAUUCUUCGACGUCAAGGCGACCCCUGCAGUCCAAGCAAAGACCAGGUAUAUCGAGGUUGAAAGGAGGCAAGCACCUACGAGGGAUGAGUUAUUGCUAGAAAGCGGAUUCGAAUGAGUAGUAUCACAUCCAUUGUGCUUCAGGCUUUCUUGAUAGGAUAGCAUAAGAUACUGCAAGCUCAUUGUCCG